This is a messenger RNA of Lactuca saligna, 3964 nucleotides long. Lineage: Eukaryota; Viridiplantae; Streptophyta; Magnoliopsida; Asterales; Asteraceae. The record is from the annotation of a GenBank genome assembly.
CCCACCCCCACCCAAGAAUCUCAUUCUUUAUAUUGGAAAAAUGGGUUACUUUUUUCAAAUCUUGAUUUGAUUAAGCCUAAUAAAGAUUAUCAGUUUCAGGUAAUUACUUGAUCAUAUGAAGUGUUGGAUUUCAUUUUAGCAUGAUUUGGUUUACUUAAAUGUGGAAUUUUGAAAGAACAUCCUGCCUAAUUCUUGACAAGUCCAUUGAAAUCUUGAUUGUGUGUUUAGUUUAGAUAGGUUGGUGGGAGUUUGGUAUCUAUCAUGAAUUAUGAGCAUGCCUAAGUGAGUGAUAGAGAGGGGUAAAGUGGUCCUUAAAAGUUUUUGAAUCUUGUGGGCUCGAUUUUUCUGUGACUGAUUAGAUGAUAUCAUAAUGCAAUUGUCGUUGAGUCAUGUGAUUGUCAUCGCUUUCCUAAUUUAUUCUCUAAACUUUUUAAACUCAUGUUACAUUCCUGCCUCUACAUCGUAAUCUCAUUUAUAAAUCACACUUGAUUAUUUAGGGGUUAAAUUUCAUUUAUUUAAAUUCACUGUUCUGGUAAAGUUUUGUUGCUAAAAGUAGGUGCACAUUGGGAUUGAGUGAGGUAUGGGUUCCAUUCCAUUUCUCACAAGAAAAAAGAAUAUCUUCUUGGGUUAUGAAAAAGUUCUCUAAUAAGUCUUUUAUCUUUUUCAAUUCCCUUGAUACUUAUCAUCUAUUCUGCAUAAACAUGGUGUCUUUUGCUUCAUAUCCUUCGCCUUUUCACUUUCAAUGAGUAUGGGGCACCAUUAGAGUUCUUUUAGCAACUGGAAUCUUGCAAUUCUGAAGCAUGGAUCUUGAAUACGGAAAUUGUUGGGCCAAUUCCAAGAAGGAUUCAUGGAGGACAACUUUGCUGUUAGCUUAUCAAAGUCUCGGUGUCGUCUAUGGUGACCUCAGCAUUUCUCCACUUUACGUUUACAAAAGUACAUUUGCAGAAGACAUUCAUCACUCUGAAACAAACGAAGAGAUUUUCGGAGUUCUUUCUUUUGUUUUCUGGACAUUAACCCUCGUCCCUCUUUUCAAAUACGUGUUCAUAGUCCUCCGAGCUGAUGAUAAUGGCGAAGGUGGUACUUUUGCUCUUUAUUCGUCGAUUUGCCGGAAUGCUAAAGUGAGCCUGUUACCAAACCGACAAGUGGCUGAUGAAUCGUUAUCUACAUAUAAACUUGAGCAAACUCCCGAGAGAAAAAACAACACGAAAGUGAAAAUGUUGCUUGAAAAAUACAAGUUUUUGCAUACUGCUUUGCUAAUUUUGGUUCUUCUCGGCACCUGUAUGGUGAUCGGAGAUGGACUCCUUACUCCGGCGAUAUCUGUUUUUUCUGCAGUUUCUGGGCUUGAGUUAUCUAUGUCCAAAGAUCACCAUCAAUAUGCAGUAAUACCCAUUACUUGCUUCAUAUUAGUGUGCCUGUUUGCACUACAACACUACGGGACACAUCGAGUUGGGUUCUUUUUCGCGCCCAUUGUGUUAUUAUGGCUUAUUUGCAUAAGUGCCCUUGGAGUAUACAAUAUCAUUCAUUGGAAUCCAAAAGUCUAUCAAGCUCUUUCACCUUAUUACAUGCUAAAGUUCUUCAGGAAGACCAAAAAACAAGGCUGGAUGUCUUUAGGAGGGAUUUUACUAUGCAUAACAGGCUCCGAAGCUAUGUUUGCCGACCUUGGUCACUUCUCUUAUGCUGCAAUUCAGAUCGCGUUCACUUUUCUGGUUUACCCGGCGCUCAUACUUGGUUACAUGGGUCAAGCGGCUUACUUAUCAAAGCAUCACGAGAUGAACGACAACAUCAGUUAUUACGUUUCGGUUCCAGAAAGUUUGAGGUGGCCGGUGCUUGCAAUUGCGAUUCUUGCUUCUGUUGUGGGAAGCCAAGCGAUCAUCAGCGGGACAUUCUCGAUCAUCAACCAAAGUCAAUCACUCGGUUGCUUUCCAAGAGUCAAAGUCGUGCAUACGUCCGAUAAAAUUCAUGGUCAAAUCUACAUACCGGAGAUCAAUUGGAUACUCAUGAUCCUAUGUAUCGCUGUCACCAUCGGUUUUCGUGAUAUCAAACACAUGGGAAAUGCAUCAGGAUUGGCGGUAAUGGCGGUGAUGCUCGUGACGACGUGCCUCACAUCGUUAGUAAUCAUUUUAUGUUGGCACAAACCGCCAAUUGUUGCGUUAUUUUUCCUUUUAUUCUUCGGUUCAAUCGAGUUACUAUACUUCUCGGCUUCCCUAGUCAAAUUCCGCGAAGGUGCGUGGCUACCAAUCCUACUCGCCCUCUUCCUAGUCACCAUAAUGUUCGUUUGGCAUUACGCGAGUGUCAAAAAAUACGAAUACGACCUUCACAAUAAGGUCUCAUUAGAAUGGCUCCUAGCCUUGGGUCCCACUUUAGGCAUGUGUCGUGUACCCGGGAUCGGGCUCGUGUUCACCGAUUUAACCUCGGGGAUCCCCGCAAACUUUUCGCGGUUUGUCACAAACCUUCCGGCGUUCCACCGUAUUCUAGUGUUCGUCUGCGUGAAAUCGGUACCCGUCCCGUUCGUCCCUCCGGCCGAAAGGUACCUAUUGGGCCGUGUGGGUCCUGCAUCCCUUCGAGCUUAUCGGUGCAUCGUGCGGUACGGGUACCGCGACGUGCAUCAAGAUGUGGAUUCGUUCGAGUCCGAUCUUGUUAAACGGUUAGCCGAUUUCAUUCAUUAUGACUGGUGCCGCCCGCGGGCGAGCAGUGCGGGUGAUCACGCGGGGGCUUCCGAUCGGUCCUCCGGGGAGCACCGACUCGCGGUGAUUGGAAACUUUGAGGUGGAUGAAAAUAUGCAACAAGAAAGUGUGUCACUAGGGUUCCAAACGGUUGAGAGCAUAGGGGAUAUAAUUGAGAUGAGUUCACCGAAGGAGAGACGGGUGCGAUUCACGGUUGAUGAUAAUGAUGAGUCGGAAAAUUCGAGUUCACCGGAUGUGCAAAUGAGGCGUGAGCUUGAAGAUUUGUUGGCGGCUCAACAAAGCGGGACCGCGUUUAUUCUCGGGCAUUCGCAUGUGAAAGCAAAACAAGGAUCGUCUGUUUUUAAAAGAUUAGCGAUUAAUUUCGGGUAUAAUUUUUUAAGAAGGAAUUGUCGGGGACCGGAUGUGGUGUUGAAAGUGCCUCCGGCGUCUUUGUUGGAAGUUGGCAUGGUUUAUGUUGUAUAAACUUAGUUUGUGUAAUAACUAGUUUAUGUUGAUAAUAUCAAAAUAUGGAAGAAAUGGAGUUCCCAAAUUGGGUAAAAUGUUUACUUUUCACUUAAUAGAAUUCACUUAAAUGUUGUUUUUUCAAAUACCAUUUAUCCAAACACAAGUUUAUAUCGAUAACAAACACUUCAUAGAAAAACAAACUUACAGAAAAAAUGACUUAAUACAAAAAGUCAGUUUGUUUAUUGAACCCCAUUAUUAGUGAAAUAAACUAACCUCUUUUAUUUCUAACUAUAAUCUUGUUCAAGUUCCACGAAGAUCACGAACACGAUUCUGAAUCAAUUUCCUCUCCCACUCUGCCACAUUCCCAAACGCAUCUUCCGGAAGAUUCUCGAAAGGCUCUUUCCCGGGAUCAUUUUUAGCCAAAUCAUAAGUAGCACCUCGUAUCGCCUUUUUAUUCGGUCCACAUGGUCUUAUUGUAGUAAGCUUAUCAUAUGCUGUAUUCAACUCCAUGUCAAGGAACCAGAACAUGUAAGCAAUGGAAACAGCAGGAGCGCGACCUAAACCAGCUGUACAAUGUACAUACACCUUUCCUUUUCCUUCAGAAAUGGCCCAUUCUAGUGAAGAAACAGCUUUUGGUAACAUGCUCCUUAAAGAAUCUGGAUCAAAAUCUCUUGCGGGUCUUCUCAUAUGGCGAAUUCCAUUUUGUUUACAUCUUUUGACUAUCGAUUCCAAAUCUAUUCCCCAAUAAGCAAUAUCGCUGUCCUGUUGUAAGUUAAGAAUGUAUGCCACAUUUUGUUCGUUUUUAAGGUGGUCGAUAUCUUCGGCUUUUUGAGGUU